Molecule: messenger RNA, 153 nt
Organism: Dentiscutata heterogama
Lineage: Eukaryota; Fungi; Glomeromycota; Glomeromycetes; Diversisporales; Gigasporaceae
Source: the annotation of a GenBank genome assembly
ACAAGCAACCUUUGUAUUAACCCAGAAAAAUAUCACUUCUACACAAAUGAAAUGCAACUUCUUGAACAUGUAGUUGGUGUUGAUAGAAUCAAACCAGAUCUUCAAAAAGUUGAUAAACUAAAUAAUCUUUCUCCUCCUAAAACUAUUACUUAA